AUGUUGCAGCAUACACAGACCAAAAAGCCUCUACCGCCUGCUACCAUUGCCGCCUACAGCAACGCGAUGGACAAUUGCUCAACACAUGCUCACACCCUUCAGAGCAGAAUGUACCGAACUUUCUUGUUCGCUCAGAGACGUCACUAUCUGCUACAGAAGCAGAGCAUAUGUGUGAUUUAG
This is a messenger RNA of Sphaeroforma arctica JP610, 180 nucleotides long. RefSeq lists its product as hypothetical. The record is from RefSeq and is a predicted model, not a curated record. Lineage: Eukaryota; Ichthyosporea; Ichthyophonida. The transcript is spliced from 2 exons. The coding region runs from base 1 to 180 and encodes 59 amino acids.